AUGGAAGAGUCAGCAUCUAAGCUGACAGAAGCCGUUCAGGAGCCCACAGUUGUACUGAAAGAUGAGCUCAAAAAUAGCAGUCUGUCCAAGCCGUUAGAGAAGUCAAAGUCCUGCAAGAGAGUUGAGUGGUCAAGUGACACUGUUGACAAUGAGCACCUGGGCCGUCGCUCAUCCAAAUGCUGUGUUUAUGAGAAGCCACGUGCCUUUGGUGAGAGCUCGUCAGAAAGUGAAAAUGAAGACAAUGACAAUGGUGAUGUACUCUGUGCCCGGGGACAUCAAAAGAGAAGGUGUGUUCUUUCAAAUACUGUUGCUAGGACUUCAUCUCCCAAGCCUAAAGAUCCACCUGAGUCCCUUCCUUCCCCCAUUAAUGGCUAA
This is a messenger RNA of Onychomys torridus (southern grasshopper mouse), 375 nucleotides long. Its product is annotated as E3 ubiquitin-protein ligase PPP1R11-like. The coding region runs from base 1 to 375 and encodes 124 amino acids. Gene Ontology annotation, molecular function: protein phosphatase 1 binding; protein serine/threonine phosphatase inhibitor activity. The record is from RefSeq and is a predicted model, not a curated record. The transcript has a single exon. Gene Ontology annotation, cellular component: nucleus. NCBI's taxonomy places the organism in Eukaryota, Metazoa, Chordata, Mammalia, Rodentia, Cricetidae.